Messenger RNA from Bacillus rossius redtenbacheri, 2184 nucleotides. Its product is annotated as tRNA modification GTPase GTPBP3, mitochondrial. The record is from RefSeq and is a predicted model, not a curated record. Gene Ontology annotation, biological process: tRNA methylation; tRNA wobble uridine modification. Gene Ontology annotation, cellular component: mitochondrion; cytoplasm. Lineage: Eukaryota; Metazoa; Arthropoda; Insecta; Phasmatodea; Bacillidae. Bases 102 to 824 code for a protein of 240 amino acids. The transcript has 5 exons. Gene Ontology annotation, molecular function: protein binding; GTPase activity; GTP binding.
UUUAUAAAAAUUUCAUUCCAUACGUAUUGUAUAUGCAAUGACAUUAAACAUUUUAAAUUUUAAUUUACUUAAGGGUUUUGGGAAGCUGUAAGGGCGUUUUAAUGUUGUUAAAGUUUGCAAAACAACAAUCAAUGAUUUUUAAUUAUUCAAGUGUCUUUUUACAUCUAAGUAUUAGCAGAAAUCUUUCUGCUUCUACAAUUUUUGCAUUGUCCUCAGGCUAUGGGAAGAGUGGUGUGGCUGUCAUCAGAGUUUCAGGAUCUCAAGCAUCAGCGGCUGCUGUGAGAAUAGGUGGAUUGAAAUUACCUCUGGUUCCAAGGCACACGUUCUUGCGGAAAUUACGUGAUCCACUGACAAAUAACAUUCUCGACCAAGGGAUAGUUAUUUGGUUUCCAGGGCCGCGCAGCUUCACGGGAGAGGAUUCAUGCGAGUUCCAGGUCCAUGGUGGACCUGCAGUUAUUACUGCAGUUCUACACGCCCUGGGGAAACUACAUGGCUUCCGGCCUGCCGAACCAGGUGAGUUUACAAAACGAGCUUUCCAUGCUGGGAAAUUGGAUUUGACUGAGGUUGAAGGUCUGGCAGAUUUAAUCAAUGCUGAAACAGAUGUCCAGAGGAAGCAAGCACUGUCGCAAUUGGAAGGCGACUUAAGCAGCCUGUACAAGAGGUGGCAGCUUGCUUUGAAGAAGGGUCCCGCCUACCUGGGCACACAUACGGUGUGCAGAGCUUCAGGAAAAACAACGCGAUUUCAAAACUACUCAAGAUAUCCGAGUGGGGCCUAUUUACAAAUAGCAUUUAAGAGUUCGCUGAGGGCCGAAAAGUACUUUUAAUUUCGGAUUAAGUUUUUAAACUGUAUUUUUAGAAGCGUUAAAAUGCCUAAAACGCGUGUUUUCAGAGUAAUUUUUAGGCAUAAAACAAUCAGUACAGAUUCUUGAAAGCACUUAAGGGGCUUGCAUAACACCUUUAUCUUCAUUUCUCCGCCAUAUAAUGUUACGGUCACCGCUCAAAUUUCACAGUUAUCCUGUGACGACGAGACGAAUGCGCGCCAGUUCAGAGACUUGCGCUUAGAGGCUAUACCGCGCUGGAAGCACCAGUGAGCGUCGCGCUUAUCAUCCCGCCUCACUAACACACCUACACCCCUGACGAGGCGGGCCCCUUAAGGAAUUGUCUUUAGAUAAUUGCUACUUAAGCUGGAGUCACAAGGCCACGACGCACACAACAUGACAGGCCUGACACACUCAGUACCUAAUGGAGUACAAGGUUGCAGUGACAUCAACGUGGCAAAAUACGCGCCCGACUGCCCGCAAGAAGUAGAUUCUAUGUCUCAUUUUAUCAUGUUGUGCUGCACGAUGGAAAGCAAAAUGGUAACCUUACAAAACUAAACCUCAAAAUUAUUUAUCUACUUAAUAAAUCUUUAUGUUGAAAAACAGCAGUGUGGUGCCUUCAACUGUUUAUAUAAACAAAUGUAAUUUUGUUAUGGUCAAUGUUAUUAUUCAACAUUUAUUCAAUAUUUAAUUUAAGAAUGAACCAGUUCAGCGAAGAACUGUUAAUUAAUAAAGUUCAGGCUCAUGGUAUUCUGUAUGAUGUUGGGUUGAAGGACUACAGAAAUCAGAAAGGGAAGAAAGAAAAGAAAAGAAAAAAAAACAGAAAUAGCAGUUUCUUUCUGUUUUUUUUUUUGAAGAGUAAGUAUCAAAAAUAAACCUUAUCUGACAUCUGUGCCAGAGACAAAUGUUGUGCACUAAAACUGUUAUUAAAAGCUUUCUAUAGGGCUUACAUUUUUUUAGCACAUUCUAUACAGCAUUUAAUGGAUGAAUUUGGCAUGGAAGUAUCUGCUGACAGCCAUAUUAGAGUUUGUUGUGUUAAUGUUGUCGUAGUUUUGUGAUCCUACGCUAUUAACUCUGUCGUGCUGGAAUGAUGUAUGACGUCUGAUCAGAUUUGUCAUGUCGUGUCCUUUGUAGCAUUGUGACUCCAGCUGAAGACCUAUAUACAAACUAUCUUUUACUCGUGGGUUCGCUCACGUUGAAUCCUUAAAUAAGUAUCAAAGAUCAUUGCAAAAAAAAAUUAUAGGGUAAUUGGUUUUUUUAUUGCAUGAUUGGGAUCUUCAGUAUUUAAAAAUUCAAACAUACAAUUUAGCUUAAAAAACUGAAAACAUGCUUUAUUGAAAUAUGUUUCACUAUUACAAAAAAUAAA